AUGAACAUGGAAAUGGAUGCACCUCUCCUCCGUCCCUCAACCUCAACCUCGACACAGACCUCCUUGACUUAUUCUUCCACCACCAGCUCCACCCACCGCAGCUUCAAUUUCAACCGGAACAGACCCCUCUCCACAUCAAACUCAUACACUUCAUCCCACACCCUCUCGUCUCAUACCCUUUCUCCUCCUCGUUCCAACUCCCCAAGUACCCUCUCACGCACGCGAUCUCUCUGCGCGAAAUUCAACACCGAAGUGCAGUUUAUGAAAAUGAAGUUGUCGACGCGGGGAAAGAAGGAGAAGGGGAAGGGGAAGGGGAGAUGGGUUAGGGUUGAAGGGGAGGGAGAGAGUGAGAGGAGGGUGGAGAUGGUGUGGAGGAGGUUGGAUGGGGGGCAGGGAAGUAAAUGCAGUGAUGCGAUGGGAAUUGUGGGGAUGAGGAUUAGUAUUUUACCAUCUGAGAUGGAACGUCACAGCGAUGGCAGUCCCUCCUUCGGUAAUCAUGGGUUUCCCGAGUGUAUCCAAGGCUCAAGAAUGAUGGAUGUUGCAAUUUUCAUUAUUGCAACGGGAGAACCGAUGUCAGUGUCAUUACUGUUAGCUUCCAGGAGAGAAAUCUGCGGGGCAAGAACUCUGACAGUAUCCCAAAUGGAUUGA
Messenger RNA from Botrytis fragariae, 648 nucleotides. RefSeq lists its product as uncharacterized. NCBI's taxonomy places the organism in Eukaryota, Fungi, Ascomycota, Leotiomycetes, Helotiales, Sclerotiniaceae. The record is from RefSeq and is a predicted model, not a curated record. The coding region runs from base 1 to 648 and encodes 215 amino acids. The transcript is spliced from 3 exons.